GGACUGGGCGCGCGGUGCAGGCCGGGCCGCUGGAGGACUGGGCGCGCGGUGCAGGCCGGGCCGCUGGAGGACCGGUGGUGGCCGGGGCACGAUGGCGACGUCGCUGGGAGCCAACACGUACAACCGGCAGAACUGGGAGGACGCGGAUUUUCCGAUUCUGUGUCAAACAUGCCUCGGGGAGAAUCCGUACAUUCGCAUGACAAAAGAGAAAUACGGGAAAGAGUGCAAGAUCUGCUCCAGGCCCUUCACGGUGUUCCGCUGGUGCCCGGGAGCGCGGAUGCGUUUCAAGAAGACGGAGGUGUGCCAGACCUGCAGCAAGCUGAAGAACGUGUGUCAGACGUGCCUGCUGGACCUGGAGUAUGGUUUGCCUAUCCAGGUGCGCGAUGCAGGAAUCUCCCUCAAGGAUGAGAUGCCCAAAUCUGAUGUCAAUAAGGAGUAUUACACGCAGAACAUGGAGAGAGAGAUCCAGAACUCGGACGGGACGAGGCCGGUGGGAGCGCUGGGCAAGGCCACCAGCUCCAGUGACAUGUUGCUGAAACUGGCCCGGACCACCCCUUACUACAAACGCAACCGACCCCACAUCUGCUCGUUCUGGGUCAAGGGGGAGUGCAAGCGCGGCGAGGAGUGUCCAUACAGGCACGAGAAGCCGACGGACCCUGACGACCCUCUGGCUGACCAGAACAUCAAGGACCGCUACUACGGCAUCAACGACCCGGUAGCGGACAAGCUGCUGAAGCGAGCGGCCACCAUGCCCAGACUCGACCCCCCCGAGGACAAAACCAUCACCACCCUGUACGUGGGGGGGCUCGGCGAGCAGAUCUCCGAGACCGAGCUGAGGAACCACUUCUACCAGUUUGGGGAGAUCCGCUCCAUCACGGUGGUGCAGAGGCAGCAGUGCGCCUUCAUCCAGUUCGCCAUCAGGCAGUCGUCGGAGCUGGCCGCCGAAAAAUCCUUCAACAAGCUCAUCAUCAACGGACGCCGACUCAAUGUCAAGUGGGGCCGAUCCCAAGCGGCCAGAGGAAAGGACAAGGAGAAGGAUCCGAACAUUACAGAGUCCGGCAUGAAGUUGGAGCCCGUUCCCGGGCUACCUGGAGCGUUGCCGCCACCCCCGGUGUCGGUGGAGGAGGAAACGGCCACCAACUUCUUCAACCUGCCGCCCAGCGCCCCGCCCGCCGUGGUCAACAUAUCACUGCCCCCUCCCCCGGGACUGGCACCCCCGCCACCACCAGGUUUUGGACACGCCCUGUUCCACGGCAUGCCUCCACCGCCACCGCCCUUCCUCCGGGCUCCGGGUCCCAUCCACUAUCCCUCGCAGGACCCCCAGCGGAUGGGCGCCCACACGAACAAAGCCAACAGCGCCUAACUCCAGCCUGUCCUUCCUCUCCCCUCCCUCCACCCUCCCCUCCCCUCCCUCCCUCCAGCCCCCCUCAUGUCCCUGCCAGCCCCUGGUGCCGAGUGGCAGUGACAAACCAGAGAUUCCCACGGCCGACGAGAGGCGCGUUUGCA
This is a messenger RNA of Leucoraja erinaceus (little skate), 1506 nucleotides long. RefSeq names its product RNA binding motif protein 22 (gene rbm22). The record is from RefSeq and is a predicted model, not a curated record. Gene Ontology annotation, molecular function: pre-mRNA binding; U6 snRNA binding; metal ion binding. NCBI's taxonomy places the organism in Eukaryota, Metazoa, Chordata, Chondrichthyes, Rajiformes, Rajidae. Gene Ontology annotation, cellular component: U2-type catalytic step 2 spliceosome; U2-type catalytic step 1 spliceosome; Prp19 complex.